Vitis riparia (riverbank grape) is the source of this 1057-nucleotide messenger RNA. RefSeq lists its product as uncharacterized. The coding region runs from base 196 to 804 and encodes 202 amino acids. NCBI's taxonomy places the organism in Eukaryota, Viridiplantae, Streptophyta, Magnoliopsida, Vitales, Vitaceae. The record is from RefSeq and is a predicted model, not a curated record. The transcript has 6 exons.
GUGGCUAUACUACUGAGCAGUGAACACAAGUUGUAUGUACUACUCGUUGAUGUCACGUUUGAUGGGUCAGGUUAGGUUUGUUGUGGAACCAUCUUAAAACUUUUGGGUUGCCACAGGCUUGAAGAUGUUAGAGAGGUUUUGGUUGGUGUAGGACUUCAGGUUGUGAGGGUGUAUAUUGAGAGGGAUGCAGCAUAUAUGUUUCUAACAAGGAGUAUGGAGAAAUCAAGGCAAUUACUGUGUACCUUGCAAGUUGUUGAUUCAAAUGAAACAUGCAGCAAAUGUUCUUUGAGGAGUUUGGAGCAGGUUCAGGUGGAAUUGUUUGAGAAACAUAUAUGUGGAGGUUCAAAAAUAAGCAUAUUCCAAUAUUCUUUGGUGCUUUUCUGGCGCAAUAAUAUUGAAGAUGAAUUAUGGCUUUCAAGGUCACUAUUUGUAAUUGGAGGACAUUUGCUUGUGUGCAUUGAAGACUUCAUGCAAUUUAGCGCUCUUUCAAUAGAUGCAUCUUCAUCAACAUAUUUCUCCCUUGAUUCAUGCUGCUCCAUCACUGAUGUAUCUGAAAUGGUGAUUGAGGCGAGGGAGAGUCAGUGUGUUACCUUGGCUCUUGUACGUGCCACGUCAGAGUUGUGCCCAUCAGCCAACACAGACAAGGAGCAGGUGGGACUUGAUAAAGAAAAGACAGCUUCGGGGUCUCUGACAUGGAAGCUCAAGUGGUUCUCAGAAGAGAGUCUAUUCAAGUUUGUGGCACUCUUUAAGGCAAUCCAUGCAGGAGCCACCAUGUCCCCUUUACCAGUAAGAUGUAUAUCAUAAAACUCUUAAUUCAUUUAGCCCUUUUUUAAUAUCUUUUUGGGUGGUGGGGUUGGUUUCAUAUUCAUUUCAUUCUUUGAUUUGGGUGUUUCCCUUUAUUUUUUUGAGUUCAUGUAGUGUGGUGAGCAAAAGUAGCUUUUUUUGGGGUAUUCUUUUAAUGAUUUGUGUCUUGUUUUAGGCCUGUAAAUGAAACAAAUUGUACAGAAUAGAACAGUGAACAAAAUCGCAUUGAUUCAAUCCCUUUUCACUAAAAACA